GCCUCGCGCAGGCCUCGCCCCGCCCUUGGCGCCCAUUGAUGACGUCACGGGGCGGGCGCGGUUCGAUGAUGUCAGCUCGGCGCGACGGUAACCAGUGGCUAUGGCGUUACAAUGCUUUAGGCAUCUGCACUCCCUGCUUCGUUGCUCUUCACUCACAGUGGUGAGGCGGCUGCCACAGCCCCCAGCACGCUGCACAGCUCUGCUCCUGGAUGGCUGCAGGCACUGCACCCACCCGCUGCUGCUAGCCAGGCCGCUGGCUACCAAAAAAGCUAAAGGUAAAGGGCAGACACAAGCCAAAGUGAACAUCAGUGCUGCCUUGGUUGAGGAUAUUAUCAAUUUGGAGGAAACCAACACAGACAUGCAGGCAGUGGUAGAAGCUCUGAAAGAAGAUUUCAACAGAAAUCUCAAUGUCAGAACCUCACAAGGGGCCCUUGACCACAUCAUUGUCACGACAAAAGAUGGGAAGUUUCCACUGAACCAGCUGGGGCAGAUCUCACAGAAGUCCCCUCAGCUCAUUGUAGUGAACAUGACCAAUUUUCCAGAGAGCACAGCUGCAGCUAUGAAGGCUAUAAGGGAGAGCGGAAUGAACCUGAACCCAGAAGUGGAUGGGACAGUAAUUCGGGUGCCAGUUCCUAAAGUAACCAGAGAACACAGGGAGAGCCUGGCCAAGCUCGCCAAGCAGUCCACCAACAAAUCCAAAGAAGCUUUGAGAAAGGUGCGAAGUAAAAGCGUCAACCAGGUGAAGAAGUUCAAGAGCAAAGUGUCUGAGGACACCAUCUGGCUGCUAGAAAAGCAGAUCCAGCAAAUGGCAGACAGUGCUGCAGCAGAGAUGGACAAGCUGCUGGCAGCGAAGACCAAGGAGCUGCUUGGAUAAACACCACACGUGGACACACUCCCCUUCCAGCAAGAAUGGGCUGCCCUGUAUCCGCUGCCAUCCCAGCCUGUGGCCAGGCAGCCUCUGGUGAUGGGCAGGGGUGGCUCUCCCAGACCCGGGCGCUGGGACCCCCUGGCUGCUGGGAUUUCUGAUCCCGGAUUGUAUGGGAGGGAGGGGGGGAAGUCUCUGCUGUUCUUCAUUCAAAUGUCAACAGAAUUGGGUGAAGUAAGAUUAAAAAUAAAAUAUUAAGGAUAAUUGGAGGUUACUAAAAGGAUUCCCACCGCGUAAGCUGUGACCUAGGAGGUAACACUGCCCUCUGCUUCAGGUAGCAGUUCAGCAAGAGUUGAAGCUCAAGCCUCCAGAUGCAUGACCACCUCACCAGUCCAUUUCCUGCAUGUCUGACCCUUGGCAGGCUGCAGGCCCACUGUGCAGCUCUGCUCUGUUGUUUCUAACAACUCUCAACCUGUGCUGGUAGAAGAAAGCACAACAUGAAGGGCGUACCUAACAGUGUCCUUGUGUGAUCCUUGUCAUUUAUUCUUGCUCAGAAUAAAGUCCAAGUCAGCC
This is a messenger RNA of Phasianus colchicus (ring-necked pheasant), 1438 nucleotides long. It is a transcript of the gene MRRF, whose product is annotated as mitochondrial ribosome recycling factor. Gene Ontology annotation, molecular function: ribosomal large subunit binding. Gene Ontology annotation, biological process: translation. Lineage: Eukaryota; Metazoa; Chordata; Aves; Galliformes; Phasianidae. The record is from RefSeq and is a predicted model, not a curated record. Gene Ontology annotation, cellular component: mitochondrion.